CAAUUUCGGGAGAUUUCCAGAAAAGAGUAAUUUUCAAUCCGCGUUCUUCUACUCCUUCUAUGAUGAGAUAUUUAGUAGAUAAGAAGGCGUAUUCCUAGGAAUGGAGCCACACCCAGAUGUUCAUCACUUUCUGUAUAUUUUAUGACCAGAUGAUUGGAUGUCGCACAAUGUCUCCGAUUGAGAUAUUUUAUCCAGUUGAUUGAUUUUAAACACGAAAAACGAAACUUUUUUUUUCUUCUUAAUCAAAUCGCAUUUUAGUUUUAGAAGUGAUGAAAGAAAGACGUCGAUGACACGUAAAACAAAGGUUAUGCAUGGAGGAAUUUGGGCUAUCUUCCUUUUACCAGUUGCUUUUUGUCUGAGAAUCAUUAACUAUCACAUACCAUAUAGUUAUCCAGUGAAUCACGACGUUUCAAUGAUGUGUGAGUAUGAUUUAGAAGGAGAUGCUUUGUAUGCCAUUAAAUGGUUUCACGAAAAUCAAGAAUUCUACAGGUUUUGCCCAGAAGAGAUACCUAGCACGAUGUUCUUUCCAACCAAUGAUAUUAGACUAGAUAUCAGCCGCACAACGAACACAUCUGUUGUUUUGAAGCGACUCAAACGAACAAAUGCCGGCAAAUAUCGAUGUGAAGUGUCGGCCGACGCACCUCAUUUCAAGACUGCAUCCGUUGAAUCGUUUUUGAUUGUUGGAGAUUUUUUUAAUGGACAAGAGAUGACAGUUUUCACGUUCUCUACACUCUUUCUAUUACCUACUAUACUUUAUAUGAUAAAAUAAAAUUUUUGAUUGGUUUCCAUUUUAUUGAA
Parasteatoda tepidariorum (common house spider) is the source of this 798-nucleotide messenger RNA. RefSeq lists its product as uncharacterized. The record is from RefSeq and is a predicted model, not a curated record. NCBI's taxonomy places the organism in Eukaryota, Metazoa, Arthropoda, Arachnida, Araneae, Theridiidae.